CGGGCCGAGUCGAGUCUAUCCAGCCGCGAUGGAGGGGGGCGAGACGGCGGGCUUGCUGGCGGAGCGCGGCCCGGGCCGGCUCAAGACGUACCGGCGGCGGUGGUUCCUGCUGGCCGUGGUGUGCCUGCUGAACUGCUCCAACGCCAUGCUAUGGCUGACAUUUGCUCCAGUGGCUGACCAGACUGCUGCCUACUUCCACAUUUCCCUGGAGAUGGUCAACUGGCUCUCAAUAGUGUACCUGCUCAUCUCAAUCCCCUUUGGUCUGGUGGCAACAUGGGUUCUUGACAGUGUGGGGCUCAGAUGUGCUGUGAUCCUGAGUGCAUGGCUGAAUAUGAUGGGUAGCAUCAUCCGGAUGUUCAGCGUCCUGAAGUUCAUGAGCUUGGGCUCCCAGAAUUACUGGUACCUGUUUGUUGGGCAGUGCCUCUGUGCAUUGGCUCAGCCUCUUGUCAUCUUUUCACCAACUAAGCUGGCAGCUUUAUGGUUCCCAGAUCACCAGAGAGCAACUGCAAAUAUGAUCUCAUCCAUGUCCAAUCCCUUGGGUAUUCUUAUAGCAAACGUUCUGUCACCUGCACUAGUUCCUGAAGGAAGGCACAUCCCAUUGAUGCUAGGUGUUUAUGCCAUUCCUGCCCUAACGGCCUGUGUUCUAGCUACUGUGGGGAUUCGUGAGAAGGUUCCUCCAACACCUCCUUCAGCCAGUGCCACUAACUCCACCUCUCAGCCUUUCUUCAUGGGGCUCAAAAUGCUCCUGAGAAACAAGCCGUACAUCAUCCUGGCAGUGUGCUUUGGAGGAGGAAUUGGGAUGUUCACCUGCUUUUCAGCUCUGCUAGAACAAAUCCUUUGUGAAAAGGGUUAUUCAAACGUAUUUGCUGGCCUGGAUGGUGCUCUGUUCACAGUGUGCGGUUUGUUGGGUGCCUUCCUGCUAGGAUUGUAUGUUGACCGGACAAGGAAUUUCAUAGAGUCCACUAAAGUCUGUUUCUGUCUGAGUGCCCUUGCCAGCAUCAUUUUUGCAGUGGCUUCUCGGUUCAGACAUCAGGCCAUUGCUCUGGCCAUCUCCUGCUCAAUCUUUGGUUUCUUUGGUUUUGCCAUGUACCCUGUUGCCAUGGAGCUGGCAGUGGAGUGUUCUUAUCCUGUGGGAGAAGGCACAUCUACAGGACUGAUUUUUGUUGCAAGCCAGAUUGAAGGUGUGGCUUUUAUGAUUCUGCUGCAAGCCCUCACUGUCCGUGUUUCUAAGGACCCAUCUUCUACCUGCGCUCUUGACCAGGAUGGAGCCCUAGACUGGACAACUCCAGUCCUGUUGAUGGCAGGCCUCUGCAGUGCCAUGGCAUGUUUCUACGUCAUCUUCUUUCACACUGACUACAAGCGGCUCCAUGCUGAGACAAACAGUAGUGACACGGUCAAGGCAGAAGAUACAGGAUCAGAUGAUGUUCCUGAAGCCUAAUCCAGCUGAGGAGGGCAUACCAAGGGACCAGUCAGGGAAGGACUCAGGCCUGUGAGCAGGGUUCAGGACUGCAUGUGCUCAGCUGGCAGGCGGGGAUAUGGGUCCUGCUGCAAAACAAGCACUU
Messenger RNA from Lagopus leucura (white-tailed ptarmigan), 1562 nucleotides. It is a transcript of the gene SLC49A3, whose product is annotated as solute carrier family 49 member 3. Gene Ontology annotation, cellular component: membrane. Gene Ontology annotation, biological process: transmembrane transport. Gene Ontology annotation, molecular function: transmembrane transporter activity. The coding region runs from base 29 to 1438 and encodes 469 amino acids. The record is from RefSeq and is a predicted model, not a curated record. The transcript is spliced from 10 exons. Lineage: Eukaryota; Metazoa; Chordata; Aves; Galliformes; Phasianidae.